AACGUUGGACAAAUUGCCCGGACUACAGGUCUGCGAACAGGUGCCUGAUAACUGAAGAUUAUAAUUUAGGACAAACUCAACGUGUUCGUGUUAUCUCAUCCAAUGACUUGGGAGACAACGCUGUAACGAAAUCAUCAUUUAAUCCUGAUACUGCAACUAUUCCUCUGCCUCCAAGUAGGCUCACUCUAACUUCAAGGAGCUCGACUGUUCUCCAGGCCUCCUGGGAGUUACCGUUAGAUUGGGCAGAAGGGUUUCAUAAACUGCUCAGAUAUCGUCUUCGUUGGGCCUCACAAGAUGACCCUAAGAACUGGUUGGGGCCGAUGCUCUGCCCACCAUCGCCCUGUGAUAUCGGUACACUGGAGCCUUACACUAACUAUUUGGUGGAAGUGGCCAGUCGGUAUGAAUUUCACACGACAAGAGCUUGGGGGGACUGGUCCGACCCCGUAGAGGGCAGAACUGAUGAGGCAGUUCCUACUGGAAGAGUGAAGAACCUACGAACCUUAGACCUGAACGGAACAAGUGAUGACGAAAGAAAUGUCUCCAUUUCAUGGCAGACGAUGUCAAAGCGUGAGCAGAGAGGCCCUAUACUUGGCUAUUCUGUCACAGUUAUCCCUCAUUCACAUUGUUUAGAUCAGCAAAUCUUCAACGAAACGGUCAACAGUACUCAAGUCAUCACAGAAGGACUGAAGAGGUUCUGUUCCUACGGUGUAAACAUUACAGCAUUCAACAGCAAAGGGCCUGGACCUUCUCUGAACAAGGAGAUCCAGGAUAUGACAACAAAUCCAUUGCCACCCAGUGGUGUUGAGGCGGAGACACUAUCACACCAGUCUGUUUUGGUGACCUGGGAUAAACCAACAUCUAUCCAGGGUUACAUUAGUCAUUACACUGUCCAUUGGAUACAAGCUAGAGGUCAAGAUCAAGGGCAAUCCAAAGAAGUUCCUUCAUCCAACCUGUCCUACGUAGUCGAUGGUCUGGACGGCUACGUCCUCUACAGCUUCAAGGUCUCUGUCACCAAUAAGAUAGGGGUCAGUGGUUGGUCUAAUGAGGAACGGGCUACAACAGAAGAAUGGAUUCCUGAAGCAUCACCAAGGAACGUAAAUGUUGAGCCAAUCACGAACAACCCGAACGGCCUCUUGGUGAACUGGAUAGAUGUAUCUGAAGAGGAGGCACAUGGGCAAGUGAUGGGUCACCACCUACACAGUUGUCGUGUAGCGGAAGAGAGUCUUUCACGUCCGUUGUGUCAGCUGAACAUCUCAGACUGUCUUGUGAAGCGACAAAUUACGACAUUUCCAACGACUACCCAGAAGCCAGUGACGCUGACUGGUGUGAAUCCUUUCUCACACUAUGUCAUCUGGAUAUCUGCAUUCACUCGUAUUGGAGAAGGGCCAACAAACAGAUGUCCAUCUUCAGGACAUACAAGUGAAGGAACACCAAGCCAGCCACUGAAUGUAAGCAUUACAGGUUCAAAUGCUUCAUCAAUAGCACUAACCUGGUCACCCCCUCUCUUGAAAAAUGGAAUCAUCCGAAAUUACUCAGUCCUAGUGAGGAGCCAUGCUUCCACAGAUCAGCAGGAAUUCUAUGCUGGGGGAGUCCAGAGUUAUCUGGUGGAGGGACUGUAUGGCUAUGUCCACUAUUCCCUUCGAGUGAGAGCCUGUACCAUCAAGUGUGGAGCUGCCUCUGAUGAAGUAUACCAGAAAACAGAAAUAGGUGUUCCUCAACAGCCCGGAAACUUGAACGUCCGACCAUUAUUAUAUCCCAACAAAGUCAAAGUGAGCUGGGAGUCACCUGUCCAUCCCAAUGGCCCAAUUGACCACUAUUUGGUUUCCUACAGCCACAUAGAACCAUCAACUCCCAAGCCUGUCACCCAUGUCAGGUCAUCACUGACCACCACCCUUGCCAACAGCAUGGAUGACUGGCUCAAGACAACAGAGCAAACUAUGGAAGUGGAGGUAGACUGUAGCCAGGCUCCAUUCUUGUUUCAAGUGGUUGCUGUGAAUGACAUCAAUGGUUCAACAUCAGUUGGAGAAGCUAAUCAGGCUGUGCUGUCAGAAUGCAUUGAAAUUGAUAAAACCCUGUCACCCCUGAUAUGGCUGAUACUGCUGCCUGGGGGCGCCAUUCUCCUCGUUUCCCUGUUGACUGGUCUUUACUAUGCUCAGAACAAGCUAGGCAGGUCUUGGCCAGACCCUGUUUACACAGACAUGGUGAAAAAUAAAAAGGACCUGCAGCCAGUACUGAAACGAAAGGUAGCUGAAAAGGAAGUUUUUGACACCAUUAAGGUCGUCUGUCCGUCUGCCUUCAAUGAGGUUUCUGUAACAGAGGAAAUUCCUUCCCGACCGGUAACAUCUAACCGAAGCCCAACGGAGACGCCCAUGGUGGACCCACUAACCGACUCCCUCGACAACAACAGUGAGAUUGGGAACGAGCAAACGACCCUAAGAACUGUUAGCAUUGAUAGCGGUUUACCCCUAACACCACAGGAUCUGCAAGACUUUACCAGUCCCGAAGACAUCUCCGACUCGGAAAACUGUAAGACUUCCUCUGAGAUGAUGCCGGAGACAUACUCCGUUGGAGGUCCUAAGGGUAUUGUAUGCCAUAACAGUUUAGGGGGAAAAGAAAGGCAUUUCUCCAUGAAGAAUGUGUCUGUUCCUAUGAAUUCAGGGCUAGAAUCAAUUCAUCAAGUAGGCCACCAACUUCCAGGAUCUUCCAAGCGGAUUUUGACCAGCAAUUAUGUCAGCAAAGAGACCCUGGCAUGUUCCAAUGUUGGCAGAUAUUCUGACCGUCCUGGAAAGGAGAGCAUUCUGAGUAGCUCUUCGCAUGUUGCCUUGGUUGAGCAACCCUCUUCUAAGCCAUGUGUCAAGUCAGAAGGCACCGGCUACGUCAAGCUUGGAGAAUUCUCACUAGGUAACAAACACCAUGAGGAUACACGAAAAGAUGACAAGGUGGAGUCAUCUUGGAGUGGCAUGACCCCAUCACCCCCAUCUUCUUGUCUCUCUGAUUAUGUAAGAGGAGAAGACUUACAUAAGGUGUUUGAAAGCAAGAACAAGCUGUCUGAGUCUUCAGGUUCUUCUGACUUGCCAACCUGCAUCCCAGGAGAGAUGAGGAAAGCGGAGUUCCGAGAUUUGCCGGAAAUCAUCUUUGAUAGGAUGAAAGCAGAAACCUCUAUAGGAAGAGUGGCGAGGCCCGGGACCGAUUCAUCCUCAUCCUCGUCAGGUUAUGGCACGGACUAUCAAGGACAGGAUUCUGGUUACGUGCUAUCCUCUGCUCAAUCCAUGCAAAAGUCUGACAAUAACUCUAUUAAGGCUAUCACAUUGUCAGAGUCAAAACUAGAUGUCAAGUCUGAUAGAUCUGUUCAUAUACAAGGAAUGUGUGACUGUUCCAUAUGUGUGAGUGGUAUUUGUAAAGGCAGUGACACAGUACAGUACAUCAGAAAUGAUGGUUUGGGGAAUCGGUGUAUGAAUGAGCACCCUUGUUCCAGAGAGGCUAACGUUGGUGUUGGGUUUCCAAAGUCUGUAAUCCAAAGUAGUGGCCCUCGAGAAGGAUGCAAGAUCAACCCUGGAUAUGUUUUCCACAGUGAAUUACUAAGAGCAGGUACCGCAGGCAGGAGUAAAUCUAGCAUAGGAAGAAUCUCCCCCUCAAUGCCCAACGGUCAUUCAAAGUUAAACGGAUAUCAGCUUCCUGAUAAGGCUAGUCAGGAACUCAAUAAGGACAGAAAUGGGCUUCAGUUGGCUAAAGGAGAUGACGGAUACGUACCUUUUAGUGGAGAUUCUGGAUAUGUUCUUCGAGUUAUGGAUGGAAGUCAGAAGACAGAGGAAUACGUGCCUAUGUCUCCCAUUACAAAAACUAUGAUGGAAGAAGGUUGUUUUUGAUAAUUUGUUUACUUUUUCGGCAAGCUAUGGGCACAUCCCUCCUUAUUUGAUUGAAAUAAACUUGAAAACAGUUCAGUAUCUAAUUAUAUAAAGUGGGAGCCCAAAUAAAGAGUUUUACUAGGUGAAGUCUUGUUAUGGUGUUUUGGUUUAUUCUUCAGUACUACAGACUGCUCUUUGCAGGAAUUUAAAAUCUUAUAAAUCUUUACUAAUCACAGAACGGAAAGUGGACGAGUCCAAAAUAAUAGAAUAGCCAGAGAGAGAAGGAGAACCAAUAGAAAUGAUUGAGAGGUGAAUAAAGAAGAAGGAAUCUUGGUCCAGAAUAAUAACAAAGGAAGACAAAAAGAGGCAAUAGUUGAGUAUGGAGACUAAUUAAGGAAAUGGAGAUGAGCCAGUGUAUGGAAAGCUAAUUGUGACAAUGAAUAAACCACAUAAGAAAUGUGACAAAAAUUGCUUGACUGUAUAUACAGCACUAAUCGCAUAGUCUCACAAUAAUGUGCACGCGUAGUUUUAUAGCUUCACCACAUACUAUAUGUAUGUACCACAUCACAACUCGUAAAUGACCAAGUUACAAAUCUGCACAGUACUGCAUGCUGUAAUCUGGAGUAAUAAUUGUAAAACUGAAAUGUUAAGCUAUCUUAAGUGUUCAUGUCCUUCUAUCGAAUUUCGCAUAAUUUAUCUGCAUUAUUUAUAAAUGAUGUAAACGGGUGAAAUUUAAUUUUGCAGAAUUAUACACCUAUUUUUUUAUUGAGGUUUGAGGCUACAUUGCGUACAAACGUUUCAUAUAUACGACUCAUGUUCAACGUAGAUGUCAUUUUUGAAUUUGUAUCAAUUUUAAUAUUGAUUAUACAUGUAAAUUACUUAUUCAUUAAAAAGGACCAUGUCAUUGCAAAGUCACAAUCUGCAACAUAAUAAUUGUAAAUUGAUUUGAAAAUAAGGAUAUAUUUGGUGUAACUGUAUACAUUCUUCACUAAAGGUAAACAAAAAAAUGUUAAAAAAGGGGCUUACUAAUCAUCAAAUAAUGAAUUUUUCCUCGCAUAUUUUGUUGCUCUUAAAGGGCGUAAUAUUGCAAUAAAAUACCUCACUGUUAUCAGAGAGGCUGUUUCAAGUUUAAUUAUUUAUCUAUUUGAAAUUAAAGUUACUAAAUUAAUGUAAAUAAUCAUUAUUCGAAGAUUUACGUAUGCCCUAUUUAUUUAUUGCAAGCGUUAUAAACUAUUAUGCUACUGAUAUAUUCAUUGUCUGUUACAUUUUAGAAUGGACAUACAUAAACAUGUAAAUACUCUGUGCAGUAUAAGAGUGCAAUCUUGUUUAUAUACAGUUUGAAUAAUGUUUUUCUUUGCAAUAAUCCACUUUAAUAAAAAUGCAUGCAGAUGUUAUACAUUUACAUAUAAUUACAGGUGUCCCAACUAAUCAUAUGGUGAUGUUUUGUGUAUCAGUUGUGACCACAUCUUAAGGAGGAGCGAUGGCUCAGUGGUUGAGCAGUGGGUUUGAAACCGAGUCAAUGAACUCGUGCCCUUUGGUAAGGCGUUAAUCCUCAAUACCAAAUCCCUCGGAUGGGACUUAAAGCCGUCAGUUCCCUGGUUGUAUACUUGCAAGCAUUUACAUGGUUUCUUAGCAGUCAGAUAAAGCAAUCAUCGAUCAUCAUACUCGCCUGCAGAUUCUUGUUUCACCGCGACAUCCUUCCUCUCCGCUCCUCGCUUACCUAUUUUCAAAUACAUUAUCCUCCCUUUUUCCCCUAUUUUUCUCAUCACAUUCAUGUAUGUUGACCCCAGCAUAUUCCUCCCCCUCUCCCUUUCCCCACUCUUUUGUUUAGUUUAUCUCUCGCUCUUUCUUUCUCCUGUCUCUCUUCUAUCUAUUCAUGUCUCAUAUCUCUAACUCCUCUUUUAACUUUCUUUGAUUCUUUGUUUCCCUUUUCACCUGACAACUAUCUUCAGCUCUGCAAAAAUGAUUAUCUGUGUAAUAAUAAUCAGUUUAAGUUAUUGUAGAUCGUUAAUUAAUUCUAAUUUUCUAUUUUGCAGUUUUUAAUGCACUGUACUGUAAGUAUGAGAUCUAUGUAUCUGUGUUACCUUUGUCCAUAUAGGGUAGUACAUCAUGUAUAUACAUGUAUACACGGUAUGACUAUGAAUACAUAUACAUAUGUAUACGUCUUGUGAAUGUGUUCGAUUCACCAUGAUUGACAUGUAAUUAGUAUUGGCAAAAAGAAUCAUUUUUGUGCGAUUUAAUAACAAAAAUUCACCUUGACUUUUAUCACGCCUAGCUAAAAAUAUUUUGUGUUUUGCAUUUAACACUUGUGUUAAAAUGUGCAGGUUGUGUAAUAUUAAAUUUUCGCCAACACACUA
Molecule: messenger RNA, 6202 nt
Organism: Strongylocentrotus purpuratus (purple sea urchin)
Lineage: Eukaryota; Metazoa; Echinodermata; Echinoidea; Camarodonta; Strongylocentrotidae
Exons: 14
Coding region: 321-3866 (1181 amino acids)
Molecular function (GO): protein binding
Source: RefSeq, a predicted model, not a curated record